Messenger RNA from Lodderomyces jiufengensis, 1692 nucleotides. RefSeq names its product Dot6p (gene DOT6). The transcript has 2 exons. Lineage: Eukaryota; Fungi; Ascomycota; Pichiomycetes; Serinales; Debaryomycetaceae. Bases 1 to 1692 code for a protein of 563 amino acids. The record is from RefSeq and is a predicted model, not a curated record.
AUGAGUAGUGGAGAUUCGGAAGUGGCAGCUACUCCAGAUCAGAAGAGCACAGUGACAGAAGAUAAACCCAGUACCACGUCAAGCUCACCGAGUGGUGAUCAAAAUAACACAGUCAAAGUUAAAAAAACUCCAACUUCAUGGGAACCAGAAGAUGACGUGCUACUAAUGCACCUUAAAGAAGUUCAAAAACUUGGAUGGAAACAAAUUGCAUCGCACUGUAUGACGGCCAAUUCUGCACAAUUCAGAUGGAGACGACUUAAAUCAGGUAACCUAAAAAACUUGCCCAAAUCAGCAGCUGCAUUAGGUGAUAAAUUCAAACAAAAUCAAGAAUUUUUAAAUUCUUCAUCAUCAUCAAAGAAAAAAAAGACUACUCAACCACCACCUCCUCCACCAAUUAAAACAGAAACAACAGAAGAUUAUCAAUACGAACAAGCUCCUAGUGGUGGGUUCCAAGGUUUUGACAACAAUAUUUCAACAGCUUUAGCUGGCUUAAAUGCAUUAUCUAAUUCACCAUCAUAUAUACCACAAUCAAGUGUAACCACUCCCAAAAUGUCAGUAUCAUCACCAAGCACUAAUGAACCACCCACAAUCGUAACUACAAAUUCCAAUAACAUCGACACAACUGAAAGUCAAAAAUAUGAAAAUUCUCCAGAUUCAGAUUUAGAAUCACUGGGUCGAUCUGGUAUUAGUAUACCUGGUGGUACAGGUGGUUAUUAUACGGAAAUGGCAGUUGAUCCAACGAUAAAUUUACCGCAUAACAGAACCCAUCCAGAAACACCCUCCUCAUUAACUCCAAGAAAUUCAACUUCUCAUACAAAAGAUCAUACUGGUUCAAUAUCAGUAGCAGCAGCGGCAUUAAGAAAUAAUUCCAUAAUACAAAUAACAAAUGACGAUAGAGCAUCAAUACUGUCAAUAACAAGAGCUUCAGUCUCAUCAUUACCUUCAAAAUCAAUGAAUAUACCGCAUCAUCAACUGGGGAACAAUUCAUUAGCUCAUUUACCAGUAUUAUUUGGUGGAUCGGGUAGUAUAAGUGGACCAUCUAGAAAUUCAAGUAUAAGUGGAGCCACAGGUGUACAUCAAACAACAGUAUCAAGUUUAAGAAAUGGUUCAUUAGCUGGUCCCAAUCUGGGUUAUUAUUCAAGAUCUGGAUCGGUCGUUAUACCGCAUAAUUCAAAUGAAGAACCACUUAAAAUAGAUAAAGAAAAAAUUGAAGCAAGUAAUAAAAAAUUACAAAAAUUAAGAAGAAGUAUGCCAUCUUCAAAUUCAUCCAAGAAAAAGCAACAAAAUAAGAAACUAGAUUUACCUUGGGCAAUGGAAGAAGAUGAACUAUUAAUUAAUAGAAGAAAUAGAGAAUUAUCAUUUGCUGAAUUAUCAAUACUACUACCUCAAAGGACAGAAGGUGAAAUUUGGUCAAGAAUUGAUUAUUUGGAAAAAUUAAGAAAUGGAAAUGACAGAUCUUCAAAUUCAAGAGAUUCAAGAAGAGCAAGACAAUCUUCAAUAGGUUUAGAUGAUGUUAAUGAUUUAUAUGAUGAUGACGAUGAUGAUGUAAUUGGCGAUAUAGGAGUUAGUGAUGAUGAUGAUGAUAAUGCAUUAAUUGAUGUUGAUGAUGUUGCACCCAAUGGAAGAAAUAGGAAAAGAAGAGCAAGCUCUGCUAUUAAUCCUUUGGCUAGACGUCCAAUAAGAAGAAAUUAA